This is a messenger RNA of Paramecium tetraurelia, 786 nucleotides long. RefSeq lists its product as uncharacterized. The record is from RefSeq and is a predicted model, not a curated record. Lineage: Eukaryota; Ciliophora; Oligohymenophorea; Peniculida; Parameciidae. The transcript has 3 exons.
AUGAGAACAUCCGUUGUUUUUAUUAUAUUAUUAUUGGCUUUAGCAACCACAAAAAGAGUUGAAACACACAAGAAGGCUGAGACAAAGUAUAUUCAAAAAGAUGUGAAAUAAAAUGAAGAAUUGUCUUAUGGAACUUCCUUAUUAACCCCAGAGGAAUAAAAGAAAGCAGAUGAUGCUAAAAAGGCAGAAGAAGCAAAGAAGGCUGAAGAAGCAAAGAAAGCAGAAGAGGCAAAGAAAGCUGAAGAAGCAAAGAAAGCUGAAGAGGCUAAGAAAGCUGAAGAAGCCAAGAAAGCUGAAGAGGCAAAGAAGACUGAAGAAGCCAAGAAAGCUGAAGAAGCAAAGAAGGCUGAAGAGGCUAAGAAAGCUGAAGAAGCCAAAAAGGCAGAAGAUGCUAAGAAAGCUGAAGAAGCAAAAAAGGCUGAAGAUGCCAAGAAGGCUGAGGAAGCUAAGAAAAAGGAGGAAGAAUUAAAAAAAAAAUAAGAAGGAAAAACUCAGGGCACUAAUAAUGGAAAUAAUGGAGAGGAAGAUGAGAAAGAGAGAAACAAAAGAGCUGAAUAUCAAGAAUGUAUCAAGGAUGUAUGUGCAUAAUAUUUUAAAGAUUGCAACGAAGAGUGUAUUGACAGAUUAAAAGGCUGUAAAUAGAAGGCUAUAAAUGAGGGACUUGAUGCUUAUAAUCAAUGUGUAAAAAAUAACGAAAAGGCCAAUUCUUUAAUAAAAUGCAUUAAGAGUAAUUGUUAAGAGUGAAAUUAUCAUAAAAUAAUAUUUACAUUUAGUAUCUUUUUAAAA